This is a messenger RNA of Aspergillus puulaauensis, 1839 nucleotides long. RefSeq names its product flavin-containing monooxygenase. The coding region runs from base 1 to 1839 and encodes 612 amino acids. Gene Ontology annotation, molecular function: NADP binding; flavin adenine dinucleotide binding; N,N-dimethylaniline monooxygenase activity. The record is from RefSeq and is a predicted model, not a curated record. The transcript is spliced from 7 exons. NCBI's taxonomy places the organism in Eukaryota, Fungi, Ascomycota, Eurotiomycetes, Eurotiales, Aspergillaceae.
AUGAUGAGACGUUUAUCGCGAGCUUUGGGCCGAAGCUCGCCUGAGCAAAAGGUUGAGAAGGUUGCUACCCAAGCCAAUGGCGCCUCCGAACAUCAUGGUGUAACCAACGGUGUGGCAGCUAAGGCGGAAGAACCCGAGCCCUGGCUCGUUGAGGAACGCUCUAUCGAUGCAUCCCGACCCAUGCGGGUAGUGGUUAUUGGUUCUGGAAUCUCAGGCAUAAUUUCUUCAAUUCGUCUUCGUCAAAGGAUUGACAAGCUGGAUCUCCAAGUAUACGAGAAAAAUGCGGAUAUUGGAGGUACCUGGCUUGAGAACAGAUACCCGGGCUGUGCUUGUGACAUCCCUGCCCACACAUAUCAAGCCACAUUUGAACCGAACAAGGAGUGGUCAACGUUCUAUGCUGCGGCGCCAGAAAUUCACAAGUACUGGAAAGGUGUGUCGGAGAAAUAUGGCUGCGAAAAACACAUCAAGUUUAAGCACCAAGUUGUUUCGGCAACAUGGGAUGGUGUGCGAAGCAAGUGGACAUUGAAGGUGAAAAACAUCGACAACGACGAAAUUGUUGAGGACCAAUGCGAUGUCGUAGUGUCCGCUAGCGGUGCACUGAACGAAUGGAAAUGGCCCACCAUUCCCGGCCUUCAUGACUUCAAAGGGAAGUUGAUGCACAGUGCCAACUGGGAUGAGAGCUACGACUACAGUGGUAAAAGGGUUGCCGUCAUUGGGAACGGAUCCAGUGGAAUCCAGAUCGUCCCUGGGAUGCUGCCAAAGGUGACACACCUGGACCACUAUAUCAGAGGCCGCACCUGGCUCUCCCCUACCUUUGCGCGUGAGCAAGUCGACAAGCGCAAUUCGGAGCUCGAAAAUUUCUCCUUUACUCCUGAGGAGAUUGAGACUUUUAAGAAAGAUCAUUCAGCAUACCAGAAGUUUCGAAAGGAAAUUGAGACUGAACUGCAGUCUGUUCAUGGCUGUACCCUGGUUGGAUCGCCAGAACAACUGGGUGCGACGGCUUUCUUUACGGAGAAUAUGAAGCGUCGGCUGCGAAACAAGCCAGAACUCGUCGAGGAGCUGCUUCCAUCAUUUGCACCGGCCUGUCGUCGAUUGACUCCUGGGCCUGGAUACCUUGAGGCUCUCACCGACGAUAAGGUCGACAUCAUAUCAUCUCCCAUUCUCAAGAUUGUUGAAGAUGGUGUGGUUACAGAGGACGGAAAACAUCAUCCAACGGAUGUCCUCGUUUGCGCCACCGGCUUCAAUACCACUUUUACGCCAAGAUUCCCCAUUAUUGGCAAAGAUGGGCUGUCUUUGGCAAAGCGAUGGGAGGAGACGCCAGAGAACUAUCUUUCCCUCGCGGUAGAUGGGUUUCCCAAUUACUUUAUCUGCUUGGGCCCCAACGCAGCGCUGGGUGAAGGAAACCUGCUUCUCCUGAUCGAAAACGGGAUCGAUUAUAUCACACGUUGUGUUGAAAAGAUGCAACGAGACAACAUCCGAACUAUAGAUGUGCAAAAGAAGGCUGUGGCGCAGUUCAGACGGCACUGCGACCAGUACUUCUCACGGACAGUGUUUGGUAUGGAAUGUCGCAGCUGGUACAAGGGGGGAGAAUCAAACGGGAGAGUUGUGGCAUUGUGGCCCGGCUCCUCUCUUCACGCGAUGAAAGUCCUUAGCUCUCCUCGGUGGGAAGACUACACUUACGAGUACGUCAACGACAAUCCCAACGGUUGGAUUGGCGACGGCUGGGUAGAGGACGAGAGGAACAAGAUCAUCAAGGUUGAUUAUCUGGAUGAUGACAGGAUUGACUUUCCCACAACAGUAAUUGAUAGGGAGAGCCUUGUCAAAGGGAAUAAGGGAUGA